GUUCAAACAGGUUAUAAUCAAUAAUUAUCAUAAAACCAUUUAGAAAAGUAGAAAAAAAAAAGAGAAAAAAUUAUAAUGGAUUCAUCAUCCAUGAGGAUCACUGCUGUAGUCAAGAUUAUUUAACAAGUGGAAUUUCGCGAGUGUUGAUUUGUCAGCUUUCGCGCCAACUUUUCUUCAUACAAUCAAUUAAAAUUUUCAUAGUCAUAAAUAUUUUAUGUCAAAUUUCAUAUUGAUGAUUUGACCGAUUGACAUAAUUACCGGAAUGUCUAACGAUCCACCGUCAAAUCCAUCAGCUGGUUCAUCACCUGGACCACCAAAAAAUUUAUCAGAAGUUGAUAAACGUGCUGUGAUAAAUAAUUUACCAAUUGGUUCAAUUGCUGGUUCAUCACCAAGAUUACCAUUUGGUUUUACAGCUGGUAUGUCACCAUCAUUACCAACAAAUGUAUUACCAGCAUUACCAGGUGGUCAAUCAAAUGAAUCACCAAUUAAUUUAUCAUCACCAAUUCGUCAAAAUUUUGGCUCAAAUGAAAAUGCCAUUCAAGCUUUGAGGCCUGAUCCAGCACCAAUUAAUCUCGUCACAACAAGAAAAGACGUGGGUUACAGAAACGUUGAAAUCACGUCUGCUUUCACCCAUUUGCCCCAAAAAGACAUGGCGAGAGACACGCCAGGCUCGCCGAUGUCUAGACCACGUGAUUUGGUAACAAGUGGAGCAAAAGCAACUUUAACUUCUGGUGCUUAUCAUCCAACAAGUCCUGAGGUAUUGCCAAUUCAUGGACAUCCAGCAAUUCAACAGAAAAUACUUGAGUUACAGCAUCAUCACCAUAUUCAACAACAAAUUUUACGUCAACAGUAUCAAGCCCAAGAACGACAUCUUCAAGAACUUCAAGAACAACAAAUGCAUCAAUUAAAGGUGAUAAAUUGUUAUCUAGAAUUUAAUCAAAUAAUGCAUAAAGGAUUCUUUAAUAAUUCAUCUGAGAUAUGGGAACAACGUCAUGAGAAGCAAAUGCGUGAAGAAAAAAUUGAAGCUUUAAAAAAAAAAGAUAAACAUGAUCAUAGUGCAAAUGCAUCAUCAGAAGUUAAACUAAAACUUCAGAGUUUUCUCCAUGGAAAAAGACAAAGAGAAAGAGAAGCACAAGCUGCUGCAAAUGGAGCAGGACCUGGAACACCAGCUUACAGAAAUUGGAUGCAGUCUCAAUCAGAAUUAGCAACUCCAACAAAUUCUUCACAUCCAUAUCGAAUGCCUCACAUGCUUCAAGAAAAACUUGGUGAUGAUUUUCCACUUCGUAAAACAGCAUCUGAACCAAACAUCAAGGUACGACUCAAGCAGAGGGUCAUGGACAGGAACAAAGUUGUAUCAUCAAGUUCACCACUUGUCUCAAGAAAUACUCGCAGAAAUGAAAGAAUUCUCACUCAUAUCAAGAGGAGGAAUCACGUUACAAACUCAGGUAGUAAUCCUGAAUCAGGGCCUAAUUCACCACCAACUGGUAAUAAUUCACAAGCAAGUUCAACAACUGGCAGCAACACCCCAAUUCAAGAGGAAAGUGAAAAUGUUCAUUAUGGUGGUCCACUGACAAGUAGCAGUCAACAAGGAAGUCUUUCUGAUCUUUCAUUAUUCAGUUCACCGUCCAUGCCAAAUAUAUCACUUGGUAGACCUCAUGUACCAUCCAGUUCUUCCUCGAGUGGAACAAAAUUAGCACCAGUAUCAGAAGCUGAAGUACGUGCAGCAUGUACAGCACGUUUAGGAAUGCCAUUAACUGGACAAAUGUUACCAGGAACACUACCAUAUUAUCCAGCAUUAGCUGCUAUUGAGGGUGAGCCACGUAUAUUAAAACAAAUGCAAAGCCUUGAACAACAAGCUUCACGUCAUCAUAUGGUUUAUCAUCCAACACCAAUAACUGAUACUCAAGUUGCUCAUGCAAGACUUCAUAAGGCUGGUCACCGGCCUUUAGGUAGUAGAACACAGUCAGCUCCAUUACCACUUGGUCAUCCAAUGCUUCAAAGUGGCAUUAUACCACCACCAACUCAUUAUGAAGAAUAUUUAGCUGAAAAACAAUUACAUGAUCAACAACAACAUAAUUUAGCAAAACAACAAAUACGACAUUCAAUUAUUGCACGUGUUGGUUCAAGAAAUAGUCAAACAAAUCAGCUUGAUGAAGCACCUGAAACUGAUGAAUCUGAAGUUAUUGAUUUAACUGGUAAAAAAGAUCAUCAUCAACAGCAGCAACAACAGCAACAACAGCAGCAACAACAUCAUCAUCAACAACAACAACAACAACAACAACAUCAACAGCAGCAAUUACAACAGCAACAACAGCAACAACAUCAUAUUCAUCAUCAAGAAGAGAGUGAAAUAUCAAAACAACAAAGAGACAGAGAACAAUUUCUUCAACAACAAAGAGAUCUUAUGAUGCGACAUUCAUCACAAGUUAAUGAAACACCAGGUUACAUUGGUAAUCGUAGUCAUGCAUCAGCAAGACCAUUAUCACGUGCAUUAUCAAGUCCACUUGUACAUUUAGGACCACAAGGUAAUGUACAAGUUGAUGGUUUUACUCGUGGUUCACCACAUCGUCCAACAACUGGUCUUGCAUAUGAUCAAAUAAUGUUAAAACAUGCAUGUGUAUGUGGUGAAACAGUACGUGGACAUCCAGAACAUGGUGGUAGAUUACAAAGUGUAUGGGCAAGAUUAUCAGAAACUGGAUUAUUACAACGUUGUGAUCGUAUUAGAUCACGUAAAGCAACACAUGAAGAAAUACAAUCAUGUCAUAGUGAAGCACAUACAUUAUUAUUUGGUACAAAUCCAAUAAAUCGUCAAAAAUUAGAUGUAUCAAAACUUGCUCAAUUGCCAAUUAAAAAUUUUGUACGUUUAGCAUGUGGUGGUGUUGGUGUUGAUUCUGAUACAACAUGGAAUGAAUUACAUACAGCACCAGCAGCAAGAAUGGCUGUUGGUUGUGUUGUUGAUUUAGCAUUUAAAACAUCAAUUGGUGAUAUUAAAAAUGGUUUUGCUGUUGUUAGACCACCAGGACAUCAUGCUGAAACAAAUCAAGCUAUGGGAUUUUGUUUUUUUAAUUCAGUUGCUAUUGCUGCUAAAUUAUUACAACAAAAAUUAGGUAUACGUAAAAUAAUGAUACUAGAUUGGGAUGUACAUCAUGGUAAUGGAACACAAAAAAUGUUUUAUGAUGAUCCAAAUGUAUUGUACAUGUCAAUACAUCGUCAUGAUGAUGGUAAUUUUUUUCCUGGUACUGGUGAUCCAACUGAAUGUGGUGUUGGUGAUGGUAUUGGUAGUAAUGUUAAUAUAUCAUGGUCAGGUGGUUUAAAUCCACCAAUGGGUGAUGCUGAAUAUCUUGCUGCAUUUCGUACAAUUGUCAUGCCAAUUGCUAAAAAAUUUAAACCAGAUAUUGUUCUUGUAUCGGCUGGUUUUGAUGCUGCCAGUGGACAUCCACCACCACUUGGUGGUUACAAUGUUAGUCCAUCAUGUUUUGGUUAUAUGACACAGCAAUUACUUGAACUUGCUGAUGGUAAAGUUGUACUUGCACUUGAGGGUGGCUAUGAUCUUGCUGCUAUAUGUGAUUCAGCACAAGAAUGUGUACGUGCAUUAUUGGGUGAUGAUAUUACACCAAUUAUUGAUGAAGAAUUAACUAAAGUACCUUGUCAAAAUGCCAUUGAUACAUUGCAAAAAACAAUUGCCAUACAAAUGUCACAUUGGCCUUGUUUAAAACUUGCUGCUCAUACAACUGUUAUGAGUGCCGUUCAAUCAAGUCAAACUCAACGAGAUGAAACAGAAACAGUAUCAGCCAUGGCAUCAUUGUCAAUGCAACAGCCAACAAAUCUAACAACAACACCUGAACAUUCCCGUGAAGUAUCUGAAGAACCAAUGGAAGAAGAUGAAGGAAAAUGAAGUUAAUUUCAUUUAAAAAAUUUAUAAAUAUCAACCUUUUUAUUUAUAUUUAAAAGUUUUUUUUUUCUUUUGCAAUUAUGUUAUGAAAAAAAAAAGAAAAGAAAACAACACGACAACGAGGAAAAGUUUAGAAAUUUUACGAAUUUUUUUCGGGCUAAAUGCGAAAUAAUAUGUUUAAAUAUAAACCGACGCCCUCCAAUCUUUGAUGUAACGAUUUUUUUUUUUUUUUUUUUUUUACAACGGCUGGGCCACAAAAAAGAAAAAAAAUGAAUUUAAAAAUUGCGUAACUUGGAAGACGUGUUAUGAAACAUUGUAAAAUAUAAAAAAAAAAAAAUAAUGAAUUCAUAUUGAGAUAAACGUAAUCACUUAAAUGGCAAAUUUUGUAAAAAUAGUUUUAAAUAUUUUGACCAGCUGGAUUAUGUUUAUAUAUUUUUAUUUAAAAAAAAAAAAGGUGUGUCUUAAAUAGACAACGAAAAAUUGAACAAAAAAAAAAAAAAUUCAUAAUGAUUAGGAAUAUGUGUACCGAAUGAACGGACCAACGAAAUUAAUGAUAGAAAUUUUUACAAAUCGAAAUUACGUUUUUUUUUUUUGUUGAAAAAGCUAGCUGUGUUUGAUGAAGAAAAAAAAAAAUAAUAAAAAGACAGUAGCGUUAGAAAUUCAUCGUGAAAAAAAAAAAAAUAAUAAAUAAAAAAUAACAAUGACAUAAUUGUUUAAAUGAGUGCUGGUUACUCGAAAUAAUUUACUCUCACAUUUUGUUGAUAUCAACAACUUUUUACCUUAUUUUUGCACAUAAUUUUAAUGUGCAAUUUCCAUUUGAUUGGAAAUUUUUAUGUGUUAUUAUUAAUCGUAUAUGUAUAGAAAUAUAAAAAAAUGAAUCGUCAUUUGUGUAAAAAUAAUUGUAAUCACGAUACCGAGACGCGGAUUGGAGAAAAAAAAAUAAAUAAAAAAGGUUAAAUAAUAAUAAUAAAUAUAAAAAAAAAUAAAAAAAAAUUGUUGUAUUUUAUUAAAUGGCAAAUUUUCUUCAUCAUUUAUCGAAGAAAUUACUGAUUGUUUAAUUGGAAAUAAAAAAUAAAUAAUUAGCAGGGUGAAUAAUUUAAAAAAAAAAAAAAAGUUGUUAAAUGUGUAUAAAAAGAAAAUUCACCUUUACAUUGUUUUUUGCUGUGUAAAAAAGGCUGGUGCAAUUUUUGUGAUAGUAGAAAAAAAAAAAUGAUUGAAAAUAAAAAUUUUAGAUAUGAUAAAUAAAGAGGGUAACAAUUUUAAAUUAAUUUAAAUAAUACGAGCAUUUAUUUUUGUGUCAUGCAUUUUACAAAAACACAGAUGAUAUAUUGUAUUAAAAAAAAAAUAAUAAUAAUUAAAUAAACAUAUAUUUAUAUAAAUAAAAAUGAAA
This is a messenger RNA of Aphidius gifuensis, 5282 nucleotides long. RefSeq names its product histone deacetylase 4 (gene HDAC4). The transcript is spliced from 16 exons. Gene Ontology annotation, molecular function: histone deacetylase activity. The record is from RefSeq and is a predicted model, not a curated record. The coding region runs from base 263 to 3895 and encodes 1210 amino acids. NCBI's taxonomy places the organism in Eukaryota, Metazoa, Arthropoda, Insecta, Hymenoptera, Braconidae. Gene Ontology annotation, cellular component: histone deacetylase complex. Gene Ontology annotation, biological process: chromatin organization; negative regulation of transcription by RNA polymerase II.